AAUUGUAUCUUAUCAUUCGAUAAUUCAAUCUUUAAUGAAUUUGAUUAGUCUUUUUGUUAAAUUUUUUAAUAAGUUUAUUUUACAAGAUAAGUAUAAUUUUUUAUUUAAAAUUUCAAAGUAAUGCUUGCACAAUAUCCAAGAAACUCUUGCUUUUUGGUUCCUCACUUUUUCUCCCCAACUGUUCCCAUGACUACCUCGCCGCACCGUUCUGGCGGCGAAAGCGACGGCAACGGCGACAAAAGACCAAGACAUUUCGACACAAAGACAAAGAGCAUCUGCUGGACAAAGGCUGAUACUGUACCCGGCCGUCACCCAGAAAGGUGGCGUAAAGACGCCGCCGGUAACAUUGUCUGCAAACGCUUCUUCAACUGCCUUGGUUGCCUCUGCUACGAGUACGAUCAUAUCAUCCCUUUUUCCAAAGGUGGUGAAUCAACAGCUGAUAAUUGCCAAAUACUUCAAUCAAGAGUUAAUAGAUUGAAAUCGGACAAAUAUGAGAUUGAUUCGGACAAGUUGAAAGGCUACUCUUGUGAUAUCAAUUUUACUGACAAGGAGCUUGAUAUAAUUGAGAUGGCUGUUUAUGGUGAUGUAAUCCGGCCAGGAAACCAGUGUAGAUGCAGAACUGUUGAUGAAAUGCUUGGAAAGUUUAAGGCGAAAGCAAAAGACAACACAGAUGCGUGCAAGUUGCCAUAGCAGAGGAUGAAUCUUAGCUAUAAUAAGCAAUUUUUCAAGACGACUUGCAUUAGUAAUAGAAGACGAAUCUUUUACCUUACUCUCUUUUCUUAUUUUUCAGAGAAAACAUUACAAUUCUUACUUUCCUUCAGUGAAAACAUAAGUUGUAAAUUUUAGACAAAAGUACCCACUAGAUUGUUGGGUAGUGCAUCAGCAAAGGUUUUAUUACAGCACCAGAUUGUUGCAAAUUCUCAACUUGAGAAUCUCUGUAACCCUGAAGUGUGUCAGGUGUCCAUGACGACAAAUGUUAUUGCAUUCAAUUAUAUUAAUUUUUUAAAAUUAUUACAGA
Molecule: messenger RNA, 1018 nt
Organism: Lathyrus oleraceus (garden pea)
Lineage: Eukaryota; Viridiplantae; Streptophyta; Magnoliopsida; Fabales; Fabaceae
Exons: 3
Coding region: 121-690 (189 amino acids)
Molecular function (GO): endonuclease activity; nucleic acid binding; zinc ion binding
Source: RefSeq, a predicted model, not a curated record